GGUUAUACUGACAGGCCAGACAGGCACACCCGACUGUAAUCCUACUUCCCUGUGGGACACAUAAUAAAUCACACUUCGAUAGGUGAUAGGGGUCGGGGUGGACGAGGACAGAUUUAUCGCUGUGCCGGGAAAGGUGCUUGCCGGGGCAGUCUCUCGGAGACAGGUGCGAGUCAGUGUAUGCGGCACCGAUCUGCAGGAAGCCACGCACCUCCCAGGUGCAAGUGAAGCCUACCUGUGCCCUCAGCUUGCCAACUGCGCACAUUGAUAAGCUACCCAGUCACAAUGACAGUCACAGGUCAGGAGGUGAUCCUGAGACCGAUUGUUGCCCUCUGGUUUACAGCACUGGUAGUGCUACCAGUUGUGUCUGUGCUACCGCCGGAGUGGGUGACAGGUUCAGCCUAUUCGGUUAGAGUGUUCGAGAACGCUACUGUUGGUACCACUCUGAGCACUAUCAGUGCCAAGUCUGACCCAUCGAACACCAACAAGAGUGUGACAUUUCUGUUGCCGGACUUAAGCGCCAAGCUUGUUAAUCUCAGUGAUGCUUACAACUCAGCUCCGGAUAUAUGGAGUGCUCAGGUCAUUCUGGCAGCUCAACUGGAUUCUGAUUAUGAACCCAGUGUACGAUAUUUGUAUUUUGAAGCACAAGAUGAGGUCGGAACAAAGAGUUCCACGAGUUUAACCCUCAACAUCUUAGACGUCAACGACAACCCGCCAUCAUUUCAAAGGCUCCCGUACGAUGUGUCCGUGCCUGAGAAUCUACCUGUCGGCAGCAUACUACCUAUACUCGUUACAGCCAGCGACCCUGACAUAGGCAUUGGUGGCAUUGUAAAUAUGUCAUGUGUGUUUCCGGAUGAACUCAGUGAGACUUUCAUGACUGAAGGUGUGUUUUUCGCCAUUAACAUCUCUUUGAAAGCACCACUGGACUUCGAAACAAGAAGCUUUUACUCUUUCCCAGUUGUAGCUCAGGACCCCGAAGGACUAAAUGCCACAGCCAAUGUCAGGGUGACGGUGACUGACGUGCAGGACACGCCUCCCUUCUUCCUCCUGGACAGCUACAGAGCAGCAGUCCUGGAGAACCAGGCAGUGGGAACCUCCAUCAUCAAGGUGUCAGCAGAGGACGGGGACCGUAAUCCACAGAAUGACAUCAGAUACUCGAUAGUCAGAGGCAACACUGACUUCUUCGCCGUGGACAGCGUUACUGGUGUUAUUACCUCCCUUGUUGUGCUGGACAGAGACAAUGAGACGAUGGUGGGCAAAGAUGGCUUCUUCGAUCUUGUCGUACAGGCGAACGAGACGGACGAUGUUCAGCCACAGCUGGGCAACACCACGCGGGAAGCUGCGGUGGUCGUGGUGGUGCUGGAUGACAACGACAACCCGCCAACUUUCAAGAGCUCGGCGCCCUACACGGCUUUUCUGAGAGAAGAUGUUGCCAACGACACACUCGUGUAUUUUGAAGGCGAAGGCUACAUCUUCGUGUCGGACGCUGAUCAGGGACAAAACUCUCAUUUCAACUUGACUGUCGAGCGAGGUGGUGUCCCUUGGCCUGCACUAGUACCCACCCCUUCUGACGUCGUUCAGGAGGCUCUGGUGCUGCUGCGAGUCAGGAACAGCGCUGAUAUAAGAGAGGAGGCAGGGAAACACAUUAACAUCCAGCUGGUCGCCCGAGAAGUUUCAACCUCUCAACGGUUCUCCAGCACGGCAAACAUCAUCAUCGCAGUGGAGGCCAACCCUGAGGUGACGACGACUCCAGCGCCUUCCAGCGGAUAUGAUGUCACUGCCCCAGACAUCGUUGUGUUCGUGAUCGGUUUCCUCGUGGUUUUCAACAUCGUCACCACGGUGCUGAUUAUCUGCUUCAUGCGGAGGGGAGGCAGACCUCCGAGGGAAGGACAGGCCAAAGGUGGGGCUAAGUAUUACGUCAGCGAUUCAGGGGAGGGUGGUGGUGGCGCUGCGAUCCACAAAGGGUCAUUAGAAAGAAACGUGGGGUCAGACAAAGAUGCUAAGCGGCAGUCGCUGCUCAAAGCGUAUGACGAGGUAUCGAAGAUGGAGCCAGCUCGUGUCGAAACACGUGACCAUCCUGCGGGGGAUGACGGGAAAACAACUUGCCCCGUUGUCCUGACAGCGACAGCAAAUACUUCACAGGAUGCCUCUCCGAAAAACAACAUCCUGGCGGUUUCGACAGCCACCGACCAGUCUCAUGACCCUACGAAAGACACUACCAGCACUCCUGUCACCUUCAUCAAUCCGUCAGCAGCGACAUCUACUUCCGGGCCUGACGAGUCUGGCGUCGAGCCCGUCACCCGAUUUAGCGCCAACGGUCGGGUAUCGACUGUGAUGAAGCCAAAGUCAGGGCUGGGAGAAUUACUGGCAUUGUCAACUACCUCAGCUGGAACGGAUACUAGUCCACUGAUAACCUACUAGCCACUCUGUCCUGUCUUCAACGUGGCAAGAAAAUGGGUGUUGACACAAAAAAAGGGACACGCAUGUGUUACAUUUAUUAGAACGUGCAGUGACACUAAGAAGAAAUGUUAAUUUAGACACUUCCACGAAACUUUCAUUUUUGUUUUACGUAGAACAGAACUUUGUCAGCAAAACUUAAAUAAAUAAUCGGCAGUGAGCAAGUAGUUACCAUCUUAUUAAUAAGUUAAGCUCCCAUUCCACGAUAAAUCAGGAUGAAAAGCCGCUUUUCUUCGUGUUCGGGGAAUACGAAUAUAUUUAUCGAUGGCUAUAAUAGGAAAAUAAUCAACGAGAAUGUUUUCGCGUUUUUAUUCGCGCCAGAGUUGAUGGAGACUGCUAAUUGGUCUUCCUUACUAUUUCAGCAUGAAAAGCUCGUAAUUUUUUCAAAUUUAUUUGUUCACAGGUUAAAGCAUGCAGAAGUGAGCUGAUUAUAUAAAAAAACUGAACUUUUUUAUGUGCGGAUCUAAAGACAGAGGAUGUUUUACACACUAACGCGGAGAAACAGUUCUAGAGGAAUGCGAUGAUGUAUUGUAUGUGAAGUUCACACGGUAGCAAGCCUCGCGCUGUCAUUUGAUAAAAAGAUUAUUUGCCGAGUACUUCAAGCGUGGCUUUUCCCACGGCAAUGACACUAGUGAUUGAAAGAAGGUGACUGCCUGCCCUCUGAACUGUGUUGGAAAAGGAAGUAAAAUGUCAAAAGGGCGCUCACGUGACCCGUGUUUUAUGACAGUACCCAUCAGUAUGCAGACUGAAAGAAAGGUGGGGAGGGAUGGAAAAACUAACCGUGUGAAGAACUGGACCGGCGUGUUACCGAUCAUCUUUAUCAUGAGUGGGUCGUUGGAGACAAUCGAACUAUCAUGUUGCAUCUGUGAUGAUAUGUCGAGCCUUUAACGAUAGCCUAACCACAAUUUGUCUGAAACAGUUCCAUUGAAAGGAAUCAUAUACAUGACCACAGCGCGAUCGAGGCUUCAAACUGCGUACCUGGACUCCAUGAUUGAGCUGUUACCUGGAAUUGUUAGCGAGGCAGUGCUCAUAUUAUAAUCACCUUUCUCCUAGUUAUUGGCCACAACUACAAGAUGGUGGUGAGCACAUUGCCACCUCAUAGUCUGACGAACUGGAGGUGUGACCGUGGGAAGUUUAAACCGUUUUGCGUUUUGAAACAGAUUCCUGUCCCAGGUGACACAGUUCCCUCUGUCCCUCAUUGAAUCACGAAACCUUUGCUUGCUACCCCACCCAUUACUAAAUCUGAAACUUAGCUCUUACAUGUCACUGCUAUUUUUAUUUCUUGUUCCUGACCACACUACCUUGUGACUGUGUAAAUAUUGUGCUGCAGGAAACUCCCGUGAGAAAAUUCUGCGAUUUUGGAAGAUAAAUGACACCUGUCAAAUUUAAAGCAAACAAUCGUACAAAUGAUUAAAUAUCUUUAUACAGCUGAAUAAUUGCGACACAAAAGUGAAAUAAUAACAGUAAUGUUGAUGUUUAUGACGAUUUUAAGAUGUUGUAUAUACGAAUAAAGAAACAUUUACAAUAAACAGAAAACGAAACCUUAAAA
Messenger RNA from Pomacea canaliculata, 4003 nucleotides. RefSeq names its product protocadherin Fat 4-like. Gene Ontology annotation, cellular component: plasma membrane. NCBI's taxonomy places the organism in Eukaryota, Metazoa, Mollusca, Gastropoda, Architaenioglossa, Ampullariidae. The transcript is spliced from 14 exons. The record is from RefSeq and is a predicted model, not a curated record. Gene Ontology annotation, molecular function: calcium ion binding. Bases 283 to 2418 code for a protein of 711 amino acids. Gene Ontology annotation, biological process: homophilic cell-cell adhesion.